Messenger RNA from Aspergillus ibericus CBS 121593, 1359 nucleotides. Its product is annotated as HhH-GPD family base excision DNA repair protein. The record is from RefSeq and is a predicted model, not a curated record. The transcript has a single exon. Gene Ontology annotation, molecular function: catalytic activity. Lineage: Eukaryota; Fungi; Ascomycota; Eurotiomycetes; Eurotiales; Aspergillaceae. Bases 1 to 1359 code for a protein of 452 amino acids. Gene Ontology annotation, biological process: base-excision repair.
AUGACGCGUUCCGCCACGGCGCGGGAGGCAGCAUUGCUGGCCGCGCAAGUGCAACCUGGCGGGACUCCGCCGUCCACGGCAUCAUCGGAUGCGGAGACGUUCCCAAGCCCUGCUGGACAAGUAGCGCCUGUGGUAUCGCCAGGCCCGAAUCCCGCUCUCCCUAGCCGACCUGCCUCCAAAAGGCGGAAAACAACGGCCAGAGCCGUGAACCCCAGCGAGGUUGACGAGCUUCCUCACAAUCUAGGCCCGGCCAUCCCGCUAUUGUCGCAGGGCGACAAGAAAGCGCCCAUCAAGAACGAGGAAAUCGAGGAAUUUGCCCACCGUCUGCAGGACACUGUCGACAAGGCUCGGACAUAUACACCAGGGUCCCCCAGGAAAGCAACGACGUCCAAGAAGCCCAACCAAUACAACCUCACCCCGGGAGCAUCCCCAUUCCCUGACUGGAAUCAUCCCACCCCAGAGGAGUGUGAAGAAGUCAAUCGGCUGCUUUCAACUGUGCAUGGAGAGAUCGUGGCACCCACCACCAUCCCGGAGCCAUCUCUGACUGUGACCGGCUGCGGCGAGGUGCCCUCCGUCCUGGAUGCUCUCAUCCGCACGUUACUGAGUGGAGCCACCACCGGCACCAACUCGGCCCUGGCCUUCAAUGGCCUGGUGCAGAGAUUCGGUAUCCUGGAGGGCGGGAUCGGCAAAGGGAGUGUGAAUUGGGACGCCGUCCGUCAGGCGCCACUCCACAAUGUCUUUGAAGCCAUCAAGCGUGGCGGCUUAGCAGACGUCAAGAGCAGAAAGAUCAAGGCUAUACUAGAUAUGGUCUACCAAGAGAACCAGGCGCGUCGGGAUCUGCUGGUCAGCCACUCGCCGGACGCACCCCCCGAUUUGCUUCGCAAGUCCGACGAUGGCAAGCAGUAUGAGAUCGCGUGCGCCGACCAGAACUUCCUUUCCCUGAACCAUCUCCAUAGCCUGGCGACGGAGGAUGCGAUGGGGGCGCUGGUCAAAUAUCCGGGAAUCGGCCCCAAGACGGCGGCCUGUGUCUUGCUCUUCUGUCUGCAACGGCCCUGCUUUGCCGUGGAUACUCAUAUCUUUCGCAUCUGUAAAUGGCUGAACUGGGUGCCCCCGGCCAAAGCGACGGAGAUCACGGCGUUCAGUCAUCUUGAGGUCCGCAUUCCGGAUCAUCUGAAAUAUUCCCUGCAUCAGCUCUUCAUCCGCCACGGUAAGACUUGUCCGAGAUGCCGGGCCAUCACGGGGCAGUCAUCGGCCGGAUGGGAGAAGGGUUGUGUCAUUGACCAUCUGGUGACGAGAACGGGGAAGCGGAAGGGUGGGAGCCUGGAUAGUCCCCGAAAUGGUCGCCAGCGCCGCACUUGA